Messenger RNA from Aspergillus homomorphus CBS 101889, 1652 nucleotides. RefSeq lists its product as uncharacterized. The transcript is spliced from 5 exons. The record is from RefSeq and is a predicted model, not a curated record. Bases 383 to 1552 code for a protein of 389 amino acids. NCBI's taxonomy places the organism in Eukaryota, Fungi, Ascomycota, Eurotiomycetes, Eurotiales, Aspergillaceae.
CAGCAGUAAAAAUGCUAGUAUUCCCCCAUCAUGCAAGCAAGGAAUCACCGCCUGGCCUCGUGGCUCAGCAUCGGCCCCGCGCGUGGGUGUGACUGCUGCAAGGUGAUCCGCCUAGCUGCAGCUCUUCGUUUGCCCUACUCAUCGACAAAGCCCAAUUUCUGAGAAGAGCUUGGGGGCGGUAUUCUCGAACGAAAAGAUUAAUAACAUAACAAGAUGGCAUUAAUACGGACAUGGUCCGCUAAUCUUUCUUUAUUCUUCCUUCUCACGCCCCUUGCCAGGCAGCUACUCGAGCUCGGAAGCCAAUAUUGCUGAGCCCUCGAUGUCUCGCCUUUUCUCUCACAAUCCUGAACGAAGUGAUCUCCCAUAGUCGUCGCUACACGUUAUGUUUGCUCUCAGGGAUGCAGUCGACAAGUGUACGGGGCUCUCCGGGGAUGGGAAAGACAUUGCCAUAACGUUGGCUUUCUGUCUCUUUCUAGUGACCAUGACCAUGGGGCUUCGGUUCUACACAUUGGUCAUGCGAAGACAGCGCUUCCAAGCAUCGGAAUAUCUCGCACUUAUAUCGCUGAUUCUGUACUACUCAAGCGCGGUGACAGUCUUUCUCGCUUUGACCAUCGGUCAUAUCGGUUACCCGAUCUCACAAACCCCAGCUUGGCGGCUCACCAUUGCAUUCAAGUGCAUCUAUUAUAUCCGGCUGGCAUAUACCAUAGGGCUAGGCCUGGUGAAAUGCAGUCUGUUGCAAGCCCUUCAGAAGGUUUUCAUUACGCCAACGACCUAUUCCCGGGCAGCUGUCUGGAUAACGAUGGCAAUAUGUGCCUUCUGGAGCCUGUCGGGGUUCCUUCUUGCAUUUCUGGCCUGCCACCCAUUCGAAUACAACUGGACUCCGCAUCUAAGCGUCGGACAUUGCGUGAAUCUCAACCAUGUCUUGUCAGGCCUUGGUAUUGUUGACGCUGCGACGAGUUUUGCUAUCGUUAUUCUGCCUGUACCGAUGCUCUUGAAAACGAGCUUGACGCGGUCGCAGAGAUUGGCAACUGCUGGUGUCUAUGUGAUCGGGGCUUUCGCCGUUGCCAUUGCCAUCAUCUUGACCGUCACUCUGGCGAGAACCAAUUUCCUCAACUUCAAUGAAGCCGGCAAGAUGGUUGUGGUUUGGUUCACUGUUGAGUGGACAGCGGCAAUGAUUGUGGCCAAUGCAUUGGUUCUGGCGCCGUUAUGUGGCAGUCUGAGUCUUUGCCAACCUUUGCGUACCAUCGCGAAUACCUCGCUCCACCACUCCAAGGAUGGAUCUUCCUAUCUGCUGGGUUCAAUGCGGACCCUAACAACUGGCGGCAGUACCGCACCACUGAAGACGAAAGCGACACUGGCGGAAACAGGAUCGAUUCAAUCCUCGCGAUCGAUGAUGCGAGGACUUGGGUUUUGCUGGACGGAGGCCACAGGGCAAGCACAGCAGCCUGGCUCUGCCCUAGCCUUGGAGCCGGGGGAGGUGCGCGUGCAGACAGGAUGGUCCAUUGAACGGUCACCGGCCAAGACAGAAUCUCCAUCAACUCUGUAUCAAUGAAGCUAUGACCAUGACACGCAAAUGAUUUUGACGAUUAUGCUGCGAGCGUGUGUAGGAUGUAAAGCGAAGGGAGACUGGCACCAGAUCGGCUUGAAUGGAU